UCAAGCCCCGAGUGUGCGGUUGAGGAGCUGGGCUACUGACGGGUGGUUUGUCCUCCGGAGACAGUUUCCUCUUCCUGGAAAUUGAAAUAUUGAAAGCAGCUUGACCCGCCUCUCUGGGCUGGUGUGAAGAUCCAGAGAGACCUGGAUGUGAAGGAACUUGGCCAUUGUAACUUACAAGUGGCUCAGUUAUACACUAGGAGUUCAUGUUAACCAGGCAAAACAGAUGCUCUAUGAAUAUGUCGAAAGGAAGCGGAAGGAAAACUCGGGCGCUCAGUUGCAUGUUACCUACCUGGUGUCUGGCAGCCUUAUACAGAAUGGACAUUCUUGCCACAAGGUUGCAGUAGUGAGAGAAGAUAAAUUGGAAGCAGUGAAGUCCAAGCUAGCUGUGACUGCCAGCAUCCAUGUGUACAGCAUCCAGAAAGCUAUGCUAAAGGACAGUGGGCCUCUGUUCAAUACCGACUAUGACAUCCUUAAAAGCAAUUUGCAGAACUGCAGCAAGUUUAGUGCCAUCCAGUGUGCAGCUGCGGUCCCCAGAGCUCCUUCAGAAUCCUCAUCUUCCAGAAAGUUUGAGCAGCCAAACCUUCAGGCAACAAAUGAGACACAAGCCAGUGACCUGACCACCAAUGGCCAUGGUCCACCUGCCUCCAAACAGGCUCCCCAGCAGCCCAAAGGAAUUAUGGGAAUGCUGCUCUCUAAAGCUGGUACUAAAACCCAAGACACCAACAAGGAAACAAAAACAGAGGCUAAAGAAGUAACCAGUGUAUCUUCAGCUGGGGGCAAAGCACCGGGAAAAGGGAAUGUGAUGAGCAACUUUUUUGGAAAAGCUGCUAUGAAUAAACUUAAAGUCAGUUUGGAUUCAGAACAAGGAGCGAAAGAAGGAAAAACAGUGGAGCAGCCUCCAGUGUCUGUCACUGAACCAAAGCCGGCAGCUCCCACAGCUCUGAAGAAAUCGAGCAGGAAAGCAGAGCCUGCGAAGAUCCAGCAGAGGGGGAAGAAAUGGGGGAAGCGAGUAGACCUCUCUGAUGAGGAAGCAAAGGAAACCGGAAACCUGAAGAAAAAGAGGAGAAGAAUCAAGCUUCCUCAGUCCGAUAGCAGUGAAGAUGAAGUCUUCCCAGACUCUCCUGAGAUGUACGAAGCAGAGUCACCAUCUCCACCUCCUCCCGCAUCUCCACCUCCUCCUGCAUCUCCACCUCCUGAUUCUGUGCCAAGACCUGAGCCCCCUCCUGCCAAGAGUUCAAGUGGAGAAAACAAAAGAAAACGGAAGCGUGUCCUGAAAUCUAAAACCUUUGUGGAUGAAGAGGGCUGCAUGGUGACUGAGAAAGUCUACGAGAGUGAGUCGUGCACGGACAGUGAAGAGGAGAGUAAGAUGAAGACGACCUCAGUACACAGACCCCCUGCCACCGCUGUGAAAAAGGAGCCAAAAGAUGAGCGGAAGGGCCCCAGGAAAGGGACAGCUGCUCUGGGCAAAGCCAACAGACAAGUGUCCAUUACUGGCUUCUUCCAGAAGAAGUAACUGCUGUCCCUGGUCAGGGGAGAAGCCCGGCAAGUAGAGCCUGUUACUUACUGUGUAAGUUCGUUCGCCUAGCUCCCUGCCUCAAAGCCUGUCUCAAAGCGCUGCUCUGCCGUCACGGGACACGUGAACUAGUUCUGGUUCUUGCAACCAAAAGGGAGUCAUCUAGAAGCAGGAGGCAAACGAUAUUUGAAAAGCUGUUACAUUGUAAUGAGUUUAUAAAGCACAAUCUUUGGCCUGCCUAGGAGAAUUCAUUUGAGAAUUACCUGCUGGGCCCCCCUCACCCUGUACCAUCCAUGUUCCUCUUCUGGUCCUCUGUAUUCUGUGAACUUGUGUGACAAUGGUUGUAUUUUAUGGAUUCUACUGGAUGUGUUCACCACUUCUCCCUUUCCUCUCUACUGCCACACUCUGUCCCCUGACCCCACAAAUCUGUUUUUUUGUAAAUCUUAGUCAGACAAAAAAGCUGAAGCUGUCUCCGUCAUAGAGUAAGUGACACUCAGCUCCAGGCCAGGCCAGUGUGUAGUGUCCAUUCCUUCCACAGAAGCUCUCCAGAACUCGGCUCAUACUCAGUGGUUAGGACAGAGCACAAAUAAAAAUGUACUGAUGUACCCAGCCUCACCAGAAAUGACCAAGAGUCAGCAUGGCAGGCACUGGGAGAGCUGCCAUGUUGCCAACAGAGGGCAUCCAGUCUACUCCCAUGUUCAUGGUUUCUUUCUCUCAAAUGUUCCAUUCUCGUACCUAGAGAAUAGAACCAAUGCAGUGAGAUAAACCCGAAGAGAAAUGGUAGUUGCCUAUUCCUGGAAGGGAUGGGGAUCUGAAGGUACACAUUUCUACACAGAUGUUGCUCCUCUGUAUUUUCCAAGCCCUCCAUUUGCCCAGCAGUACAGGCUCCCCAGGAAGAGAUGGGGGGCGGGGCUGACUGGUUAUAGAUCUAGACAGUAAUUAAAACAUUUGCUUUUGUACUUUUGUCUGUUCUGACAAUAACUGUCAAGCACCCUCCAUUAUGGCUGGGCAGGAGGUGAGAGCCAUCUAGGUUGUGUGGCAGUGGCUUUGCACACUGACUGGGGGAAGGGAGCACAGACGUGAUGCGCCCUGAUUCACUCUCGGAGGAUGAGGGGUGUCUGACCCGACCCCUCCACUGAGGCCUGGCUUGUGUCAUGAGAGAUGGAAGCAGCUGCCUACUGUUGAAGGUCAGGCUUGGGGCUGACCUUGGCAUUGACACAGCUGUUUUAGCAACCAAUCACAGGCUUGAUUAAGACCAGCAGCUUGGGAGAUGAGUCCUGGCCUUCUGUGGAAGGCUCGGGGCCGAAGCUUUGCACAUCAAACUGAGUAAAGGUUGGUGCGCUCCAAACCUUUUUUUUUUGAAAGUGGAAAGAGUGUAAUGCCUGGACUUAAGCUUGACAAAACCCUUCUGGAGAAGAAUCCCUUAUUUUAAGUGGUUAUUUUUGUCAUUGCCUGUAGCCAUUUUUCUAAAUGGAAAUGGAAAAGUACAAGGCAACAAUCCAGUCGUUAAAGAAAUGUGAUUAUGAUGGGUUUCCUAAUAAAUCGGAAUGUGGACUGGGGCUGUGCUGCAGGUCGCGGUUGCACUCCGAAGGGAGAACGCGAGUCUCUGACCCCUGGACCCAACACCACCUGAGCUCUGAGCUCCUGCAAAGCUGGGCAAGCAUCGACUGGUUGCACUUUCUCCCCAUUCUAUAUCGUACUCAACCCCGAGUUAAAUAAAUCUGAGGUGCUGUUUUGAAACCGUCCUUCAAA
Messenger RNA from Peromyscus maniculatus bairdii (prairie deer mouse), 3265 nucleotides. It is a transcript of the gene Pold3, whose product is annotated as DNA polymerase delta 3, accessory subunit. Gene Ontology annotation, biological process: DNA strand elongation involved in DNA replication; nucleotide-excision repair, DNA gap filling; DNA replication. Gene Ontology annotation, molecular function: DNA-directed DNA polymerase activity. Gene Ontology annotation, cellular component: delta DNA polymerase complex; nucleus. NCBI's taxonomy places the organism in Eukaryota, Metazoa, Chordata, Mammalia, Rodentia, Cricetidae. The record is from RefSeq and is a predicted model, not a curated record.